AUGAAAGGAAGAAGUAACAGUGGCCUCCGUGCGUUUUUUUUGAGAAGAACCCUGGCCAGUGGUGAAUGUAAAGCAGCAGACGCGCUUCCCUUAACCCGUAAUCACUUCAUUAUCUAUCUAUCUAUCUAUCUAUCUAUCUAUCUAUCUGUCUGUCUGUCUGUCUUUUAUCCAUCCAUCUAUCUAUCUAUCUAUCUAUCUAUCUCUCUGAGUCUCUUCAUCAUCUAUCGGAGACUUUUCAUUAUCUAUCUAUCUAUCUAUCUAUCUAUCUAUCUAUCUGAGCCUUUUGUAUCUACUUAUCUGUCUUUUAAUCUAUCUAUCUAUCUAUCUAUCUAUCUAUCUAUCUAUCUAUCUAUCUAUCUGAACUAUCUAUCUAUCUAUCUAUCUAUCUAUCUAUCUAUCUAUCUGAGUCUUUUCAUUAUGCAUCUAUCUACCUAUACUUUUCAUUAUGUAAAUCUUUUCAUUAUCUAUCUAUCUAUCUAUCUAUCUAUCUAUCUAUCUAUCUAUCUAUCUAUCUUGUUUUCAUUAUCUAUCUAUUUAUCUAUCUAUCUGAGUCUUUUCCUUAUCUUAGUAUCUACCUAUCUAUCUAUCUACCUACCUACAUACCCAUCUCUCUAUCGGAGUCUUUUCACUAUCUAUCUAUUUAUCUCUCUAAUUAUCAGAGUAUUUUCAUUAUUUAUGUAUGGAUGUAUCUAUCUACCUAUUUAUCUAUUUGAGUCUGUUCAUUAUCUAUCUAUCUGUGCCUUUUCAUUAUCUAUCUAUCUAUCUAUCUAUCUAUCUAUCUAUCUAUCUAUCUAUCUGGGUCUUUUCAUUAUCUUUCUAUUUAUGUAUUUAUUUAUCUAUCUAUGCUUGCCUGGUCUUCACGUAAAUACUUAUACUUGUCGCUAUCCACUUUGA
Molecule: messenger RNA, 894 nt
Organism: Acanthosepion pharaonis
Lineage: Eukaryota; Metazoa; Mollusca; Cephalopoda; Sepiida; Sepiidae
Source: the annotation of a GenBank genome assembly